UUCUAUACUUUUAUACAUUUGCAUGUAUACUAUUGGUUUGCAGAUUAAUUUGAGAAUAUGAUCUUUCACCAAAAGCAUUUAAAAUUGUGUGGUGGGAAAACAUAGGAGAUUUUUCAAGGGAUCAACAUCAUAGUCGAUCUGAUUAGUAUCGUCUCUUGUUGUGUGAUCAUUUAUUAAACCAACUCAUAGAAGAUGGAUAAUCAAUCUGACUCUGUAGAAUCAUAUUUUUCUGUAAAAAAUUGCACCCUAUCAAAAGCGUUGACUCCCUCUUGUGUUAUGUACUUCGAUGGGUCUCUAAUGUUUCAAUAGAUCUGACCACUGUUUUGUGUAUUUAUGUCAGGUUCUGUCUUAAUCAAAGAGAUUGAUCUUAGAGAGUUUUUCAAGUCUGUGAGAUGGAAAUGGUGUCUGGAAAAGUGGUUCAAGGUUGCCCCAACGCAGGCAAUCCUUUCCACGAGUGUACUGCAAUCUGUUUAGAGAUAUUAAACUCCGGAAAUGUCCACAAGAAGGAAAAGAAACUCUUUGGUACCUAUGAGAUUUAAUUCUAUUCUAUUUAUAUAACUUGGGUUUGGUAAGAGAACUCCAAGCAGGGACACUCCUUCAAGCAGUCCCGCUCGUGGAAGUAGAUCGCCUCUUGCCAGCUAUUUUGCCAAGAAGAAGGUUGAAUCAGACACUUCACCUUCCACUGAUCACACCAAUGGUAACUUCUUCAGCCGCUUGUCCCCGCUCCAGGGACGCCCGUCCCAACUCAAGAACGAGCCUACAAACAAUAUGGACUCCCUCCCUAUGUCGCCUUCUUUGGCAGGAUACUCAGGGGGAGACUAUUUUGCAAGGAGGGCUGAUCAGCGUGGAGGUGAGGAUAAUGAUAUGUACUCUCCAAGGCCCUUUGGAACUCACCCUAGGACGCCUGAACACCCUCUUAGGACACCUCGGCAUAGGCCCCACACACCCAAACACAGCUCUGACACUAGGCCGAGGACCCCUGAACGCGUAUCCAACACCUCGGAUACUAGGCCAAUGACGCCCGUACAUGACUCUGCUGCAACAGCAAGGCGGCCCCAAACGCCAGAAAAUAGGAUGAGGACUGCACAACAUAGAGGCAGGUCACCUGAAUUCAUGGCGAGAUCCCCGGGGCCAAGGUCCAAGACUCCAGAGCCUCAGCCUACCUACUUUGAACCAUUGUCAAGGACUCCGAAACAGCGGUCCAAGACACCUGAACCCAGCCCUAGAAUUCCCCAAACUCACCCCAUAUCCCACAGAUCCCUUGACAGUGCUGCUCUUCAAACCCCCCGGGCAGCUGAAACUAGGCCAAGAAUACAUGAAAGUAGGCAAAAGACUGCAGUCCAGGAAGGAAAGUCACCUGGCCACAGGGAAAAAAUCUCACAAACGUCUUCUGAGAUGGGUCAAAGAUCAUCUCAGGCCUACAAUUAUCUUGGGAGCAAAGCUGAGUCGGUUUACAUCGAGAAUGACGAUGAAUCGGUUCUACUCUAUCCGGAACUCAUUUUGUCACCUCAAGAAAGGCCACUAUCUAGACCCAUUACGCCUAGUCGCCGUGGAUAUGAUACUCCCACGAAACAGGAAGAACGUUUCGAUCAGUUGGAUGAGUGUGGGAGCUCAGAUGACGAUAGAUUUUCAUUUGUGGAUGAUGAACACGACGAUAACUCUAUUUGGCGUUACCCUGAGAUCAAACCAAAAUCUGGAAGCACCACGCCCGUCCAUCACAAAUCCCCAAGCAAACAUGAUGAACCGCAGAGAUUCAGUCUAAUACUUAAGGAGAAUGAAACAAGAGAAGAUGUGCAGUCCACUCAGUCCGAGUCUACCGUUUCUGUGGGAGAUUACAAAGUCAGAGCGAGCGUCUCGGCUACUCUUGAGCAAAUCCUAGACAAGCACGGUGACAUUGCAUCUGCUUCAAAACUACAUUCGCUUGCCACGAGAUCCUACUACCUCGACAUGCUUGCCUCCGUGGUCUUCGAACUCCAGACGACUCCCUUAAAGCAUCUCAAGGAGUCCCGCGUGGUGGAAAUGCUAGCGAUUGUUAGAGACGUUGAGUCCGUGAAAAUCAAGGUAGAUUGGCUCAGGCCCGUCCUGGAGGAAAUCGUUGAGGCGGUAAAGCAUUACGACCAGCACGAGAUGAGCGUAAUGGAGAAAGAGGUGUGCCAAGGGGAUGUGUUGCUUGUGAGGCAAGAAAUGGAGAAACAGGGGAAAGAGCUGAGGGAGAAGGAGAAGAAGUUGAUGGAGUGGAGAGAGAGAACGACAGAGAUGGCUGGGAAGUUGGGAAGUCUAGAUAUGAGAAAAGCUCGUCUCCACAAGAGAUUGGCGUUUCUCAGUUCCAAGGUGGACAAGUUUCAGGGUGAAUCUCUUCUUCAAGACAUCUUGUGAACAAACCAAUUACUUCUUCGGAAAUUAUUUUGAUUCAUAUCAACCAUCUACACAAAGUAAUUAACAUUUGUUUGGAUAGAGCGUUUGUAUCAACUCUUCUCAACAGUUUAUAAAUGAACACAAAGAAUGGUAGAAAGACAUACCAUCUCAAAUCCAAUAUAACAAAAAGGAACAUUUCUUGUA
Molecule: messenger RNA, 2559 nt
Organism: Brassica rapa (field mustard)
Lineage: Eukaryota; Viridiplantae; Streptophyta; Magnoliopsida; Brassicales; Brassicaceae
Product: serine/arginine repetitive matrix protein 1
Source: RefSeq, a predicted model, not a curated record